AAAGAUCAUGGCAAUAGAGCCAGUAAAGAGAGGAUCAAAAGAGCAGCAGCACAAGAAGUUGACUUGCUCGAGUUGUUUUCUUUCAAGGACUGGCUUGGUCUAUGUCUAUCCAAAGUCCUUCUAGUUGGCCUAGUUUAAUACAGUUGAGUCGGCAGCACAAAUCCUGUGCGCCAGCAAGCACGCACUCUCUUUUUACCAGUACUGAUAUUAUGCAAAAUAAAGUGCGGAGAGAGGAUGGAGGUCUUUCCGCACAGCCACAUUUACAAAUUGUUUUUUCGAGCUAACCUUUUGAAAAUGCCAAUAAUUUUCACGAGAUCAGAAUUUAUUCGACAGUUACAGCAAAAGACUUCCAAAGAGUAGUAGUUUGAUUCGAGCAUAUGGUUAGAGGCAAAAGCCCUGCACAAAAAAGUAGCAGGCACGAUAAUUUCCAAUUUCAACAAGUAAAAUACUGAAUAAGCGCAAAGUUGCUAUAAGCAGAAGAAGGUACUUUUUAUUCAUCUCGACGGAAGUUUAUAAGAACACCACAGUGCAGUCCUUGUCGCUGCUGCGAUCGCAGAGCCAAUGAGCUGCGCGAGACGGGAGACUGUAGUCAAAGCAGAUUAGUAGUUUUCACGGCGGACUGGCAAUAAACGAUAAGUACGGAGAGCCAGUAGCCGAGAUAGAAGAGAGCUUUCUAUGUAUAGGUAAAUACGAACGGUUAUCCAAGACCACGAGCUCGAAUUGCAAAAGAAAAGCAGUCGCGUUUCCAGAGGCGCUGUCAUACUAUCUCGCCAAAUAAGUAAACGACAAGUCAAGAAAAGUCCAUCGGGGAAAAUGUUUUCGAAUUUACAGUUCAAAAACCGCAAGAAGAGCUAGGGUUUCUUUUCAGAUUCACAGAUUUAAAAGACCGACGGGGUCACGCAGAACAGUGCGAAUUUGUUUUCGAGCUAGAUUUACUACAAAAAUGAAAUAUUUUUCCACGACGAACAGCGAAAGCAAGGGCAAACGACGUGAAAAGCGGUGUGAGGGCAAGUUGUGAUCUUUAGUACAAAUGUAACAUCAUAAGUUUUGUGAUUCACGGUCUGCGUGCAAGAAAAAGAAUGUGUUCAACCUUAUAGGACGAGUACGACAACAUUAGAAGUACGAUUAUCCCGAGAACGAAGGUUGCCG
This is a messenger RNA of Amoebophrya sp. A120, 1149 nucleotides long. The record is from the annotation of a GenBank genome assembly. Lineage: Eukaryota; Dinophyceae; Syndiniales; Amoebophryaceae.